This is a messenger RNA of Acanthochromis polyacanthus (spiny chromis), 3789 nucleotides long. It is a transcript of the gene znf740b, whose product is annotated as zinc finger protein 740b. The transcript is spliced from 7 exons. The coding region runs from base 442 to 1248 and encodes 268 amino acids. NCBI's taxonomy places the organism in Eukaryota, Metazoa, Chordata, Actinopteri, Pomacentridae. The record is from RefSeq and is a predicted model, not a curated record.
CGCGGCCCUCUAAGCGUUUUCUAAUCUGUUACCGGACUGUUUGGAGCCGCUGUGGCCGGUGAGGGAGGUGUUAUUUGAGGUCGGCGCUGAGCCCGAAAGCCCUGCCUGGCUGUUGUGUUGUCUGGGGCGGGGGGUGGGGGCUCAGUCGGACAAGAGUUGUCCCAAACCCCAACUCCUGGCUAGCUAGCUGGUUUCUGUUUGCCCCUGCAUUCAGUAGAGACUCUCAGUAUGUUUCACACUUUGGCUUGCAUUCUAAAAUACAGCAAACUGGCUCUCCAGGUUCACAUGGUCCCAAUGGAUUAUUAAAGCUCACUUGUCUAUGGAUUUUCUCUUUUCCAAUCAGGCUUUGGCCCCUGAUGAUUUGGGUGGGUGUCUGUCACCCCUCAUCCUGAGUGAAGCCCCCUCUGUCUCCCCAAACACGCACGCAUUCAAACCACGGCGAUGACACACCAUUCCAACAAUUCUGUUCGAGACCAUAUGAAAUGGGCUGGGUUGCUGGGCUGCGAGGCGGUGCUGUCCAGCAUGGCCCUGAUGCAAGCCAACAACAUCCCAGGCCAGAAGAAGAUGAUGUCACCCUUGGCUCAGGGGCACAGGGCCAGCCCUGACAGCCACCAAACACACUCGCAGCACAGCCACAACCACCAUGGGCACCAGGUUCACCAUGGACAACCUCACCACAGCCACAUGGGCCAUCCUUCAGCGGGGAGCUGUCCACCCCUGCUAAUCCGAAAAGACGGGGAUUAUCACUCAUCAAGGAUGAUUGAUGCUAAGGACAUGCAGGCAAACCAGAAUAUGCAACCCAAGAAGAAACACAAAAAAUCUGCAUCAUCCAGCAAAGUAAAAGUGGAACAUUUACUUCCACCGAUUGAUAUGGAUGACGACAGCUCCUUAAAAGUCCAGAAGAACUUCAUCUGUGAUCACUGUUAUGGAGCUUUCAGGAGCAGCUACCACCUCAAGCGACAUAUUCUCACACAUACAGGGGAAAAGCCAUUUGCUUGUGAUGCGUGCGAUAUGCGGUUCAUUCAGCGUUACCACCUGGACAGACACAAGAGGGUGCACAGCGGAGAAAAACCGUACCAGUGUGAUCGCUGUCAUCAGAAUUUUUCACGGACGGACAGGCUGCUGAGACACCGACGACUUUGUACAGUUGGAAUGAGCAAAGAGGAAAGCCAGUACUCCCAGGAUGCAUCUGGCCAUCCAGCUUCCUGGAGCCCCUUACAGCCUUCAAACACCCGUCUGACUGUCUGACCCUCAGCUUCCCAUAGAGACCCAACAGACAGCAGCAGUUUGCAGCCACACACUGCAGUUACGACCUGAGAAGAACCUAGCCCGAACACAACCAGACUUUAGUUUGCUCUCACCAGCUCGUUCGUAGAGCUUGAUCGUAGAUUUUUUGUGCUUUUUUAAACCUACUGUUACAUUCAUACAACAGGCAAAGGGGGAUGGACUAGUUUACGAUCUCGGACAACAGAGCAUAGUAUUAUGGCAAUAACUGAACUGAAAAAUGCACACAUCUCCUUUUUUCUGAAAGGCUGCAGGUAUUUUUUGGUAUCGCUGCCCAGAGAUUACAAGUAUUUUUUGAUUGCAUGGACGGUCAGUACAUCAUACAGCAGCUAUCGGAUUUCUGUUGACCUGCAGUCAACUCCAGGUCAACCUGUUACUCCACGUGGACAUUUCACCAAAGGACGCAUACAAAACCAUGUAGCAUUUUAGUGUUAAAGUCCUACUUGUUUUGUGUUUCUUAUGCUACUAACCAGCUACUGCUGAUGAGUAAAAGGUCACAGCUGCCAGCCUGUGGUAUGUGCUGCCAUCUAUUUCCUAAAUACUGUAGGUAUAUUUGAUGUACUUUUUGAUGAUUUAAAUGUCAAAGGGGCUCAUUGUGGCGUAACAUUAAAAAAAAAAAAAAAAAAAGUAAUUCAUUUUAUCUCAUAUACAAGAUUGCCUUUUCCUCCAUCACACAAGUCUUAAAUGGAUUCAUUGUAAUUAUUUCGUAUCUGCUUUUGGUCCAGCUGCUGUGACUACAUGGGCAACUCUGUUGGUGAUCUGUAAAAAUGGGCUGAUAAACACUAGAGGGUAACGACACUACCGUUCAAAAGUUUGGGGUCACUUAGAAAUGUCCUUAUGUUUGAAAGAAAAGCUUUUUUCGCCAAUGAAGAUAACAUUAAAUGAAUCAGAAAUCCAGUCUAGACAUUGUUAAUGUGGUAAAUGACUAUUUUAGGUGGAAAUGGCUGAUUUUUAAUGGAAUAUCUCCGUAGGGGUACAGAGGAACAUUUCCAGCAACCAUCACUCCUGUGUUCUAAUGCUACAUUGUGUUAGCUAAUGCUGUUGAAAGGCUCAUUGAUGAGUAGAAAACCCUUGUACAUUUAUGUUGGCACAUGAAUAAGUUUUAGUUUUCAUGGAAAUUAUCUGGGUGACCCCAAACUUUUGAACGGUAGUGUAGAUGCUCCUCAAAUGUUAAGUUUUCAACUAAUCUUGGUAUUAAGUUGUGUAGCUGCUGUUUACCUUGUUUUAAAGGGAUUUGGUCACGACUGUUAAUACGAUGGAAGGCUGGCAGGUUUUCUAGGAGCCCAGAUUUUUCGAAGCUUCUUGAACUUUUCCAUAAUGUUAGCUGGAUGUGGGAUUCACCUGUCCGUCACAAAAAUAGGCGUUUCCUCCACAUAGAUCCAUUGUAUUUACCGUCUCUUCUUAGAAACCACAGUAUUGUUUUUAUCUCCUGUUUUGUUAUCGUAGAUUCUUCUGACAGAUUUUCAUCCCUUCAGAUGUGUUUUGGGUCAGUUAUCUGAAAUUUGAGGUUUACAUGAAGGUUGAUAGAGUUCAUUUGUGUGUGAAAUCUUGUCAGAAGACUGUUUCCAAAUCACUGGAUCAGUAGAGUCAUUAGCCUGUUUUUGUCACUGGGGGUACUUUAGAAUUUUCUUGAUUCUGACUAGUUUCAAUCAGUGCUUGUUUGAGGAUUAGUUUUACAGGAAAGAGGAAAGCAAAUAUAAUUUGGCUCAUCCACAGAUUUCAAGUGCAGAGCUGUGUCUUUGUCUGACUGAACGUGAUCUGAAUCCAGUGCCAUGUCAUUUCAUCUCCGGUUUAACCUCGGACGUCUUCAGUGAAGAUGACGAAUUGUACUUUGUGGAAAGGGAGCUACGAGGUCUUUUGUAUAACGAUAAAUGGCAGCACACCAAGUCCACUAAGCCUGCAUGUGGUUCAAUCAGUCUGUAGACACUGGACUGAUGAUGUUAGUUGAGGUUUAGAAGAACACUUAAGUUUAACAGUUAUUUAGACUAAAAUGUUUCAGAGUAGACAUGUAGUUCAGUUCUGUGCUGUCAGACUUUUAGAUUAUGUGAGAGGAGUUUGGGGCUCAACACUGUCUACUGUUUAUGAAGUUAAUAUAUAUUUAAAUUGUACUAGGGGUAGAAACUAGUGCGUAUGGGACCUGAACUCCAAAAGCAAAUUAAAGUUUUUACAAAGUUGUAACCCUUAGUCUGAUUAUUUGCUAUGACUGCUGAAAAAACUGUAGUAAGUUAUUGUUGAACUUUCUGUUAGGAGAAAAGUAAAACCUUCCACUCCUGCCCUUUUAGUAGAGCAGCCCUGAUUAGUUAGGAUGUUUUUUGUUUGUUUUUUAAUUUGCAUGUAUUUGUUGGAGGAGCUUGUAUACAUUUUGUUUCAUUAAAAAGUUUUUUUUUUUUUUAUGUGAGCCGCAACAAUUUUGUCAUGUCAGGAGUAAAGUGAGGUUGACUCAGUUACCCUGUACUAAAUGGAGUUUAAGGGCCCCAAGUCACAAUAAAGGUGUUGAUUUUGAAA